This is a messenger RNA of Amoebophrya sp. A120, 8875 nucleotides long. The record is from the annotation of a GenBank genome assembly. Lineage: Eukaryota; Dinophyceae; Syndiniales; Amoebophryaceae.
CGAAGUCGAGCUUUCUCGAUGUGGAGACAGUCGCGGUCUGUGGACCAAAAAGACGUUUCUGUUGUUCGCUCGAGAAGAUCAAAAGGUGAAAAGCAUUGGUGCUACUUCUGGUUCUGUCCGUUUAUUCGCAUGAAGUUAAAGUUUUCAGCCUUGAUUACAGCCAGUUCAUCGCAUAGCUGUACCGGUCUAGACAUCAAGUAACACAAGAUCUUCGUUGGUCAUUAGAAACUCGUGCAGCUGCAACAUCGGGAGCCCACCAUGCCUGCAACCAGCAACCUCCCAUCUGCAUAAGUAAGUAACAUACUUCUGAAAAAUGACGUUGCUGACUUCGACAUGUCGUUCCGUCUCGUCCGCUGCUCGGCAGGUGGCACCACGCAGCGGGACAAAAAAAGAACAGACCACCGCAUACAACCUCGCGUCCUCCCCGCUAGUACGUCGACAACUGCGUGAUCGCUCCUCGGUUGGGUUUUGUGGGCGAUGCCGACAGAACGACCGGACGGGGGGUAGUACUAGGAGUGCCUAUCAGGAGCAGGAGGUGCACCCGCGGGAAAGAGAAGCCGAGCUGCAGCGGACAAGCUUAGGACCCGCGCACGACAAGAUCACAGAUGACGUGCCGGGGCGCAGACGAGGAGGACUGGGCCCCUUUUUCUCACCGAGCGCCAGCAGCAGGGGGGAAGCGCCAACUUCGAGAGAUGUAAAUUUUCACCGAAGGAGAUCAUCGAGGACUUCAGAGAGGAGGAACAUGAGCAUGAAGAAAACAAAGUUUCUCACCUGUAGUCGUGCAUCUUCGCCCUCAACAUCAUUUUCCAUUUCCUUCGUCUUCGCCUUCCUGCAGUACCUGUACCUCCUCAGCCCCGUAGGUGUGGUCGCGCAGAUCCACAUCCUCAGCCCGAAGUCCCUUCGCGACGAGUUUCACUCGACGCAGGCCACCGUGUAUAUGGCGUUCUCAAACGUUACGUUCUCAACUGUUACAUGGAUUUGCGAUGCAAAAACAGCAAUAGGGAAAGGGGCGAGCUUGCAAGUCUCGCGUCACAAAUUUGGCACAGAUUUAGACGCUGUCUAGCCCUUCGAGACUUUGUCAUGCGAAGCAGCUUGAUAGUCUGGCGGCUCAUGAUCAUUUUGCAUGAGAAUGAGAAAUCAUGUAACAGCUGAGAAUGUAACAGUUGAGAACCCCAUAGUGUACGGCACCACCGCCACCUUCGGCGCGCCCUACUUUGGCGCCCGCGUGAUCGGAAAGAUCCUGUACGGGGAAAGCAAAAACGGGAACAACCACUUAUCACCAGAGAAAAGUGUUACAGUUACACACUGUCUUUCAGGCCCAGCAUGACAGACAACCCCUGUCAUGCCAGAAAUGCUCACUUUUGAGCCUCGUUUCAUACGUGUUUCCCCUUAUGAUCUUUGCAUUGCAAGUUUCCUCUCUGAUGCGGAGAAAAUUUGUGUUGCUGAAUUGACAGUAAAUGUGUAGCUGUACUAACACUUUUUUUGUGGGAUACCACUGCGACGCGGACGACUACAGUAUCGAGGAGAGUCAGAUGCCGAACGAGGACAGCAAUCUGAUGCCGAUCGUUAUGGGAGUGUCAGGAUCGAAAUCGGCAAAAUCGAAAAACUUGUAAUGCAUAAAAUGUAGGGCACGUAAGGCCUGUGUUGGCAAGAAGGCAAAUGAGACCGAUUGCAAGCCUGUUUAGAGGAAGAAGACGCGUUGCCAGAGCAGCAUGACAGAAGCAGUCUUCUUUGCUCAAACAGCAUGACAGACUGGAUUUUGCAGCUCCCGAAAUUUGUCAUGCGCCACUCGAAAACUGAGGCUCCAACUGGUAUCGCUUUUAUGCAUCACAAAUUUUUCGAUUUUGUUGAUUUCGAUCCUGACGCAUCCAUAAUCGUCCUGGUGCAACGGGGCAAGUGCUCGUUCGCGAAGAAGGUGAAAGUAGCGGAAGUAUCAAAUGUAAAUAUGUCUGGGUCUGGAAGAAUGCAACUUGUCAUGCUAAAUCUGAAACAAGCAAGAAUCUGUGUUGCAUGAUAGAUUACCAAAAGUCGUCCAGUUUUGAACAAGUCGGGAGGGAGUUUCUCAUGCAGGAUAGGCAUGAGACAGCUCGCGCAGAAUCUGUCAUCCUAGGUCCUGCAUUCCAGACCUCAUGGGUCAUGGAAAAGCUGCAUGACAAAUCGCGCAUUCUUCCAGACCCAGACAUUUUUACAUUCGAUAGGAAGAGGCGAAGAAAGCAUCUGCCGUGAUUAUCAUCGACAAGGAAUCCAGCGGCAAAACGUCCGAGCAGAUUCAGGCAACCAUCAUGGCCGACGAUGAAUCGGGCACAGGGCAGAAUGUGAAGAUUCCCUCGAUCUUGAUCAGUUACUUUGAGGGCAACAAGUUGAUAAACGCAGUGAGGAAAGCAGAGGAGGAAAAUAUCGCAAGAAAAAACUGUUUCACUGUGAACUUGUGAUGCAGAAAAUGGAUCGCAGAAGUGUGUGUCAUGCUACACAUGCAAGACAAUGGAUUUCUGGCUGUGUUUUCCCUUAGGAACCCCGCAUGACAGAUUUUCAGUGUCAUGCGUAACGUAACAAACUUGUGAUGCAGAUUUUGCAAAAUCAUAACAGUGAAACAGUUUUUUCGUGGGAUAGAAAACGAGGCGGUAUUAGUGAAGCUCGCCUGGUAUGAGCCUGUGUCAGAGUAUCGUACUAUCUAUGCAAAGUCUUCUUGUUGCCACAAAGGUCCACUCUAUCUCUAAAAAAUUUGUCUACGCGUAUGCAACUUCUACUUGGUGCUUGUAACACAGGAACAUCUACAUCAACAACAAGACUUCUGUUCUGAUACUAAUACGAUACUUUUGCAAAAAUGCAUACCUGGGACAUUCCGCAGUCUAACUACGUGCUGGCAGAUUUCUGGUUUUCCUCCGGCAGCAGAGAAGCGAACCGAUUUUUGAAGAACUUCGCGGAGCUCGCUGAGUUAUCCUUGGGAUAAGUGUUUAAACGUAGCACUAUGAGUAGCAUCCUCUUCCUCGGUACUGUUCUUGCAGCGAUAAUAGUGUGCAUGAUAAAACGUCUCAGGCGAAGCAUUAUACCGUGCAAUAACGGAGGUAUUCCAGCGAAGAUGUAGAGGCUCAUUCGCAGGAGGAUGCUACUUAUCAAAUGCAAAAAUGUCUGGGUCUGGAACAAAGCAACUUGUCAUGCUAAAUCUGAAUCAUGUAAAAACUUGCGUUGCAUGAUUACCAAAAGCUGUCCACUUUUAACCUAAUGAUUAGGUCAAAAGUCUAGAGGCAGUCUCUCAUGCAGGAUAGGCAUGAUAGAACUCUCAGUCUCACAGAAUCUGUCAUGCUAUGUCCUACAUACCAGAGGACCUCAUGGGUCAUGAAAAACCUGCAUGACAAGUCUGGCACUCUUCCAGACCCAGACACUUUUACAUUUGACGCUACUUGCUGUACUUGCGUUUGCACCGAAUAACUUUCUUUCAAGGAGUUGCUCAGCUUCGUUCCGCAUUACCACAUCAUCAGCUUGCCGGCGGUAAUGAGUAUCAGAGUGCUUCAUCGAAGUAGAAGUACAGUGGGAGGAUUUUUGUUGUGAUUCUUCCGGGUGAAAACCUCUUUUUUUCAUUCCUUCAUCAAGCAGAAGCAAGCAGAACCACUCGUGAUAUUGGAUUUAUACCUCUAUGAGAAAUUGAAAUUCAAAUUCUAUGGCUAUCUUAUGAAAAUGAAACAGGAAUCGGAUACCAUGUCGCUCUGCCUCGAGACAGAAGACGAGGCGGACAAGAACAAGUUUUGCGCCGCAGAUCCAGACGGAGCGGGGUAUCGCAGAAAAAAUGAAAACUCGUCCUUGUGCGUCUUUUCCGCGCAUGGAUAUAAACGAAAAUCAUGUUGUUGACCCUGCUUUCUAUACAGAAUCAAACUCAAAUUUAGCCUUUGUUCCAUUCAUAGUGUCGGUGGCAUGGCAGCAAGAACAACUACAUGGAGUCUUCAGUUUUCUUUGCGAUACGGGGACCGCAACGGGCAGGCAGGUUGUCGAGGAAGAUGUAUGGGAUGAGAGCUGCGCUGGUUUAGGACGUCAGUUUCUGAUGUAAGUACUUGAGUAAAACUAAAUCGAGCCUGUCACAAUCUCGACGACGCAAGAUGACACGUCAAUUUUCCGAUGUAUGACUGUGUGUAAAUUCAAGCUUUCAACAAGUUUCAGUUUCUACGAAGAAACCAAGCGCCUCUCAACAUCACCCAGCCGAGUAGAAACGGGCUGCAUCUCAACAUCACUACACGGCGCCUGCCAAGUGCCCACCGUCUCAAAACAUGCACCGAUACGCCUCUCCUGCGGGGGUUCGAGUUCUUACUCCGCACUUUUCAUUCAUAUCGGACAUGGUGGCUAAUUUUGGUUGUUACACUUUGGAACCCCCGUGCCCCCCUUGAACCUUCUACAAAAAAACAAAGGCCGAGGCGGAUAUUCUUCUCGAGCCAGCAGAAAGACGAGGGAGCGCGGGAAAGUGUAAAAGCCCUAGCGCGGUUUGCUCCGUAAUAUUUACACACAGCGCCAGAGAUGAAUGACGGAGACUACAAAUGCCGCCCAGCGCCAGCCCCGGCCUCUGCCUGACAAAUCGUAACAAGUUAGCCACUGAUUCUUGGCGUUUGCAAAUAGCGUGUCCGACGUCGUGGCCGGAAGGUAUAAAUGUUUUACCGGCUCCACCACCCCCCCUGGUUGACAAUCACACUCAGAGCAGCGCCGUCUUGGGGUUACCUCGCACAUCAAAAGCUGCGAAACGAAUGGUUCCAAGCAGCCUAAAUUGGCCAAGAUGAAAAGGGGUCCGAAGAACUUCGCAUCGGUUUUGCCUCUGUUUCCAAUCGGGAUGGAAGUGAUUUAGUAACAUGAUACUCCAUGAAAAAAUUUCACGGAGAAUUAAAGAGAAUUAUGGCCUCCUCUGGUGUUGCAUACAUUCUGAUCUGGUGUUACAAAUUCAAUGCGGAUCAUCCUCGGCGUACGACCGGAGUGCGCUUCCUGACCUUCUUUUAACGCUUGCGAAGUCUAGAAUGCUAUCGUGGUGCCGCCGCAAGAGGGUUCAGAGGGUUUUAGGGUUCUCUAUGGUUGAUUCCAUGUGUGCGUGUAUGCACCAAAUGCCUAUGCAUUUGUUUCGCGGUGAGGUAAUAAAAAGUUGUAAGAGCAGUUCUUCAGAAAUAAUCCCAAUCGUAUUCGUAAGCGUAACCUUUGAGGAGGCCAUAGAAGUUCAUAAGGCUCUGAAAAUGGAUAACAACGUAAAAAUAGCAAUAGAGUUUCAGUUUCUACGAAGAAACCAAGCGCCUCUCGACAUUCCAUACCUUCUGCGACAGAUUUGUCUCUUCAAAAACUCCGAAAAGUGGACCAAUCCCGAGGUAUGUUUCUACUGAAAGAAUAUGUCGAGAGGAAUUUGUUAUGCAAAAUGAACAUGAUGAUGAUGAACAUGAAUUGGACACACUGCUAUGAUGUUUAAUCAGCAUGACAAAAUUUAGAAGCAUAAAAGAAAAUCACCGCAUCCGCAGGUCAAGCAGUCCGGCGAGCUGUUCGGAUAUUCCGAAGCGUUCUGGAAGUACUUGCGAGCAUAUGACAGUCGUGCACUUUGCUCCCUCACCCUCACUCAGAAUGCUGGAGAUCACAUAAGUACAUACAUACAAGAUAUUAGCUGCAGAAAUGUAUUAGUUUUUGGUUCUGCAGUCGCAAAUGGAAAUGCAUAUCAACGUACGGACCAUAGUGCAACGUCUAAUUUGAUGGGGUGUUGCUGCGAGUUGUCAUGCGACGAGCGAGUUAUAGUGCUAGCAGCUAAUAGUAAUAUCGGAUAUUGAAAAUGCACAUGCGUUUUAUAUUUCGUAUCUGUGAAGAUCUACUGACAAUGACAAAUGAGGGCGACGAGGGGUAGUAAGUUGUGCACCGGCAUACGGCUAUCCUGUGCAAAAGUAUCGUACUCGUAUUGCAGUCCUGCAUUACAAAUCUUUUUGUUAAGGCAAAUCAGCAUUACAAAUUUUACUUCUCAUGCUGAGGAAAUUUGUAAUGCAUUUAUACGAGUACGAUACUUUUGCAAUGCAUAACGGCGUUCUGGAAGCAAUGCACCGAUUCCGGUCGGGACUUUUAUCAAAUGCAAAAAUGUCUGGGUCUGGAAGGAUGUAACCUGUGAUGCGCAUUUCGGAACACACAAAAAUCUCUCAUGCAGAGGUAGCAAAAGCUGCUCACUUUCUGUCAGCAAAUUGGGGGAUUUCUCAUGCGGGUUCGACAUUGCGGAAGCUUCUCGAAACCUGUGAUGCUGGAGCUUCCAUGCCAGACCUUCUGCGUCAUGCAGAAACAGCAUGACUCUUCCAGACCCAGACAUUUUUACACUUGAUAACUUUACAAAGUUCACGAAAAAAUGCAGCUACGAAGUGAUGGAGCAGAUAAACGGAAGUUUGUCAGUAUGCAUUGCAAAUAAACUAUCGCACUAGUAGAAAAAACAGCAUUACAAAUUGAAAUUUACCCAGCAUCAGAAAUGGAAUUUGUCACGGAUUUGACUUGAAAAAGAAAUUUGUGAUGCAUAACAGCGAUUAGUACGAGUGCGACAGUUUUGCAUUUGAUAGCCAGCCAAAAACAAAAUCGACAUCGACAACAUCAAGCAGUGCACGAAAAAGGACUGUUAUGCAAGAAAAAAGCUGUAUAAGUGUAACUCUGUAAUGCAGAACUUGCAAGAGAGAGAGAGUUAAGUACACCUGUCGUGCCAGACAACCAUGGAGGCCUCUUUCCAUGUGUGUUUUCCCUUACAAGCGGCCACGCAUGAGAGGUUUUCUCAUCUGUGGUCAUGCAGAGCAAAUCUGUGAUGCUGUCACCACCACCAGCCAAAGAAAGUUUCACUAACACAGUUUUUUUCUUGGAGAACUGGAAAAGCCUGCUGAAAAAGGAGAUUCGCAACCACGCCUGGUCCCCGCUGGCCCUGCGGAUUAACGGCUGGAGGUACUCCGGGUAUGCACUGCAACAAAACUUUGUGCUGUCUCUCGUACCACUUGCAUUACAACAAAAAAUUGCAUAUACAAGUUUGCUUAGCCCGAACAAUGACGUUUGUAAUGCUGAUUAGCGUACACAGAUAUGAUGUCAUGCAGUAUUGCAAUCAGUACGAGUUGUAGUUCGAUACGUUUGCAGUGCAUACUGGGCCGAUCGAGUCAAAUCUGGUGAUGCGUAGCAUUUGCGGCGGGUACCUGAAGCGGCCAGAGCUUAUCGAAAUGAGGGUGAAUAGCUAGCAGAAAACCUGUACUUGACUGUAACCUGAGGAUGUUUGUUAACUGAGGGCGUUUGCCUUGAAGAAAGAAAAAUUAUGUGGAUCCGCAAAAUUGUAUUUCCACACCAGCACGAGCCAGACGGUGGUAAGUGAGUACUCAGCCGGAUCUUGUUCAGCAAUGCGCAGAGAUUGGUGAAUAAAGUCUCAAAUCGCUUUUCGUUGCUAGCUGUUUUCUUCAGGGGGACAUAGCAGUGCGAAAGAUUCGCACAGCUCGUGGCGUACACCGGAACUGUAUGCAUUGCAAAUACUUCUGGGUCUGGAAGACUCCUAGUUCGUGAUGCUUGUCUCACAUGACUCUUGAAUCUUGUGAUGCAGGAGUGGGAAAAAAAGAAAAACUUUUGCCUUUGCCUGUCAUGCAAAAGCGCAGUUUGCCACCCGGUCCCGGAACGCGCAACACAUCGUAGCUCCAAAACUUGUCAUGCUUGGCUGCGUAUUGCAGUGCGCCCGUGAUCACUGCCAGACUUGCAUCACAGGUUUCCAGACAUCAAGGGAUAUUUGCAUUCGAUAAACCGGGGCGAGUGACAACCUGAUGACCUUCACCAAGUUUUUUGUCCUGCUCGGGAUCGUUAUGACAGUGCACAACUCCCCCUCCCCCUCAUUUGUCAUGCAAAACCCAGAAUCCAGCCACUGCCUUAUGGCACUGUUUCCAUGACAAGUUCUGGUAGCCCAAAUGGCACUACACUCCAGUGCACAUUUUUCAUGCAAAACCGGCGUUCUUGCUGAUGCUUGUAUUGCCGUUCAUGCUAUACAAAUGAAGGGGACGGGGAGUUGUGCAAUGUCAUAAUUGUGCUCAUCUUCUUUUUCAUCCUGUUUAUCACAUAGAAAAUAAAAGCAGGCGGGGGAGGGGCAUAUUUGUAUUGCAAAAACAACAAUAUACAAACACAGAUCAAUGAUGUGUUACACAUCACAGAAAUUAUAAUUCGUAUGCUACGCAGCAUGCGCCCAUGACAGAUUUAUCUCUGAAUUGUUUUUCGCAUUACAAAUACGCCCUGGUGCCUGUUUUUUUCUCCAUGAUACUGCUUCACGUCUACAAGAAGUACCUGACAUCAUCCGUGCGGCACGCACUGCGAGAGGAGGUCAUGCUCGAGGUUCGGUCGCAAAUAUCCGAUGUGAAAUCAUUUCACUACAGAACAAAAGCAAGUACGUGCAUCAACUGCUGAUCGUGUUUUGUCAAGUUUGUAUACACCGCGUUGUCACAGGAACUAGAGGAUUCUCGUCGGUUUGGUAUUUGUGGUGUCUCCAGUGCAGAUGAAGUAGUGCGCAAAAGACUUGUUGUUCCGUUUUGAAAUGAAGUUUCCACGGGAUACAGUAUGGCGGACUACGCGCCGCUCGAAGAUGGGCCGACGCAGGUGCGAGAAAUGAAAAAGUUCUCCUUCUGAGGCGACGAAUGAGGAACGGAGGAGGACGACGAAUGAUUCUGCCAUUGUUACUUACCCAGCAGUGCUGCUCUGGCAGCCACACUCGAUGCUGCACAUGAAGCUGCGAAUAGCAAAUGAAGAAUGAACAGCAAGCAAUUUCAUGACCACGAAAGGCGGCAUUAUAAUGAUACUAGUUGUUUGAUAGUGCAGGCUCGAUUUCUGUUUGAUGCGAAUAAACAAAGAAAAACGAACGCGCCACAAGUGACCACAUCAUUCCGACUCCGAC